GCCCGUUGAGAUGCCUUUCUCAUGAUUCAUCUGACGGAAGUCAUUCGACAGCUAGCAAAGAGGCGAGUUAGAGGUUCUGAUUCCUCACUAAUUUCUCUUCGACCAUGACACAAAGACCUCCAGCACGGCCGAUUCAUCGGCUGCUUGUUGCGAACAGAGGCGAAAUAGCAGCCCGCGUCCUCGCCACCGCACGGGAGCUCGACAUUGUCGCCAUCGCCGUCUAUACGCCCGGGGACGCCACCCACGCCGUCCACGCCUCGCAGGCCAUAGAGCUGCCGUCACCCGCGUCUUACCUGGACAUUGACCACCUGGUCCACCUGGCGAGAGAGGCCCAGGUCGACGCGGUACACCCGGGGUAUGGCUUCCUGAGCGAGUCAGCCGAGUUCGCGCGGCGCAUGUGGCAAGAGGCUCAGGUCGUGGUGGUCGGGCCUGGCUGGGCAGUGCUGGAGAGGACCGGGGACAAACUGAUGGCGAGGAGGCUGGCCGAGGAAUGCGGCGUCCCCGUCUGUCCGGCCCUGUCAACUUCGACUUCAUCGUUAGCAGAGGUGCAAGCUUUUGCCAGCAAGACGGGCUUCCCCGUCAUGAUCAAGGCCGUGGACGGUGGCGGCGGGAGAGGAAUCCGGCUCGUCCGCCGGCUGCGGGACCUCGAGCACCUGCUCCGCCGCGCAGUCCAGGAGAGCCCCUCGCGGCAGGUGUUCUGCGAGAAGGCCGCGAUCGACGGGUUCCGGCACGUCGAGGUGCAGAUCGUCGGGGACGGCUCUGGCGGCGCGGCGCACCUCUGGGAGCGGGAGUGCAGUAUCCAGAGGAAGUAUCAAAAGAUUGUCGAGCUCGCGCCGAGCACUAUAUCAGACAGGGCCUUGGUAGAUACGGUGAUUGAGUGUGCGGUCCGAAUGGCGGAAAAGACUCACUACUUCUCUCUGGGGACGUUCGAGUUCCUCGUCAACCCGGACACGCAAGAGUUCUUCUUCCUAGAGAUCAACCCGCGGCUGCAAGUCGAACACACAAUCACGGAAUCCAUCUGUGCAGUCGACAUUGUGGCGAUACAGCUCCGCAUAUCCCAAGGGGCGAGCUUGGCACAAGUCGGCCUCAGUCCUCAUGCACAAGCAAACAAGGCAGCCGUGCCCUCGUUGCAUUCAAUCCAGUUUCGCCUCACAGCCGAGAAAAUCGAGCUACCAGCUAUCACGGAUCACGAUAUCAACGGCAACGGUAACGGCAGCGGCCGCAAGGCCCAUGACGAGAACAAAGACGAAGAGACGACCACGAAUUGGACUCUGAGCAUCGGCAGGAUCCAGUCAGCGCGGUUCCCCCAGGGCAGCGGGAUCCGAGUGGACACGCACAUUGUCUCGGGCCACGACACGCUCGUCACGUCCGACUUUGACAGCGUAGUGGCCAAGAUCAUCGUCACGGCCGCGAGCUGGGAGGACGUCGUGCGCAAGGCACGGCGUGCGCUGAGGGAGACGCACAUCACGGGUGUCAAGACGAAUCUAGACGUCCUGCGGGCUAUUGCGGCGUCCGAGGAUUUCUCGCUGGGCAGAUGCGACACCACGUGGCUGGAGGUGAAUCAGGGCCGGCUCGUGGAGGAAGGGAGGCAGUUGACCCGUGCAAUGGCAGAGAAGCAGGCGGCCAUGUCGAGGAGGACCGGGACUGGAGUUGGAGGGAAUGACGGGGGCUCUGGCCAGGCCUCGGGCACCACGACGACGACAAACAUCAUCAACACCACCUUGCUGUUUCGCAAAGGCGACGCGUGGUCCAUCACGCUGCUUCCCCGGAACGACGAAGAACAAGAUGCUAACGACAAGGCCAACACCGUCACGAAUGCACCACAAGUCUCGGCGGCGCCGACACAUCACCUCGAGCUCUCUCGCGUCCUGCGCAACGAGUUCCCGGCGUCCAUAUCCGCGGACGUCGUCCUGAGCGACGCCGCAGGCGGCUCCUCCAGAGCUUACACGAUGCACGUGUCGUCGACGACCUCGAGCUCGACAGCGCUGCUGGCACAGAACCACCGCCGCGGGAACCCCAGCGACCCGGCACACGUGGUCGCGCCGUUCUCGGGGAAGCUGGUGGAGGUGCUGGUUGACGAGGGCGACGUUGUGAGCAAGGGCGACGUGGUCUGCGUCAUCCGCCAGAUGAAGAUGGAGCUGGAGGUGCGGAGCGCUCGAGCCGGGACAGUGACCUGGGUCUGUGAGGCCGAGGACGAGGAGGAGAUUGGCGAGGGUUUGUUGGUCUGCGAGCUGGCGCUGGAUGGUGACAAUGAUACCACUGGGAAACCAAAGCUUUGAUAGAGACAAAUCGAGUUCACAAACAC
Molecule: messenger RNA, 2305 nt
Organism: Microdochium trichocladiopsis
Lineage: Eukaryota; Fungi; Ascomycota; Sordariomycetes; Xylariales; Microdochiaceae
Exons: 4
Coding region: 105-2279 (724 amino acids)
Molecular function (GO): ATP binding; metal ion binding
Source: RefSeq, a predicted model, not a curated record